This is a messenger RNA of Rattus norvegicus (Norway rat), 1180 nucleotides long. It is a transcript of the gene Svip, whose product is annotated as small VCP interacting protein. The coding region runs from base 122 to 352 and encodes 76 amino acids. Gene Ontology annotation, cellular component: membrane; lysosomal membrane; plasma membrane. The record is from RefSeq and is marked provisional. Lineage: Eukaryota; Metazoa; Chordata; Mammalia; Rodentia; Muridae. The transcript is spliced from 4 exons.
GUCUCCGCUCGGGGCCGAGCUUUGCAGCAGGUCAGGUGGGGGCGGGGCUUGCUGCUGGGCGGGGCCUGCUGCAGCCCCCAGCCAGGAUUCGGGUUCCCGGCCCAGGGUGCCUGCGUCCCCCAUGGGGCUGUGCUUCCCGUGUCCCGCGGAGUCCGCACCGCCAUCCCCGAGCCCGGAAGAGAAAAGAGCAAAGCUGGCAGAGGCAGCAGAAAGAAGGCAAAAGGAGGCGGCAUCUCGGGGAAUUUUGGAUAUCCAGUCGGUGGAGGCAAAGAAAAAGAAGAAAGAACAAUUAGAAAAGCAGAUGGAAACAUCAGGGCCACCAGCAGGGGGACUUAGAUGGACAGUGUCAUGAAGCAUAUUCUACCUGGGGGAGAAUCCUGCCACCAACUCCAGCAUCUGCCGUCGAUGGGUUUCAGCUGAUGCCUCCUCUUUACAAAGAGUCAGACUGUAUCAUUAGUGCCCUUUAGUGUGAUCCUAAAACUAAAUAUACUAAAUAUACAAAGAUAUUGGUAAUAUUUUUAUUUCCAAACUUACUAAAUAGCCCACUUUUCAUUCUAUUCAACUUUGCCUACAUCUAUUUUCUCUUUCGUAGGAAGUAACUUUGCAGUUUUUGUAGUUAAAAUAUGGAUCCAAAAGGUAUACAUGCAUGGCGUGUCGUGGUCCUACGUAUAUCCCCAGUGUUGAGUAUGCUCCCAUACCUCUGCUUUAUAGGUAGCCCUGCUCCCUAGAGUCAUGUGGUACAGCCUGCGGUCUCUCUCUCACUAGACAGGAAGACUUCAGCUCCCAGACUUAGUGCCUUUAAGCUGAUUGAUCAUCAGGGAAAAUCCUGAAGAUGCAUUUGAAGGACUUCAGGCAAAGGAAGUUUUAUUUUUAUAACCCACUAAGAAAUGAAUAUUCGUAGGCAAAUGUUGACUGUCUGCUAAUUUAUUUUCUGUACCUAAGGCAUAUCACAUUAAACAUGUCAGGAGGACGUCAGCUCAGUGACCUGCUGAUGUGUCCUACUAGACGCAUGAAAGUCUGUGUAGUGAAGGGAUGAGGCCAACCGUGAAUGAGGUUGGAGAUGAUGAGGGAUACUUUAUCUCUCCAAAUUUCCCAAGCAUUUUUAUUCUUCUGUAUUUAUUUAGAAUCAUUGUAAGAUCUAUACAGACAUGGUGUUACCAAUAAAAGUAUGAAAGAGAAA